AUGAUAAUGAACAACCAAACUGUCUUUUCCAAGUUCCUCCUCCUGGGCCUGCCCAUCCCCUCAGAGCACCAGCACCUGUUCUACACCCUGUUCCUGGCCAUGUACCUCACAACGAUCAUGGGGAACCUCAUCAUCAUCAUCCUCAUUUACCUGGACUCCCAUCUCCACACACCAAUGUACUUGUUUCUCAGCAACUUGUCCUUCUCUGAUCUCUGCUUUUCCUCUGUCACAAUGCCCAAGUUGCUGCAUACUAUGCAGAGCAAGGACAUAUCCAUCUCCUAUGCUAGCUGUCUGACACAAAUGUACUUUUUGAUGGUUUUUGGAGAUAUGGAGAGCUUUCUUCUUGUGGUCAUGGCCUAUGACCGGUAUGUGGCUAUCUGCUUCCCUCUUCAUUACACCAGCAUCAUGAGUCCCAAGCUCUGUGUGUGUCUGGUUCUGCUGUCUUGGAUGAUUACUAUGCUAUAUUCCAUGUUGCACACUCUACUCUUGGCUAGAUUGACAUUCUGUGAGGACAAUGUGAUCCCCCAUUUUUUCUGUGACAUAUCUGUCCUUCUCAAGUUGGCAUGCUCUGAUAUUUAUAUAAAUGAACUUAUGAUAUAUAUCUUGGGAGGACUUGUCAUUGUCAUUCCCUUCUUACUCAUUGUUGUGUCCUAUGUGCAAAUUGUCUUCUCCAUCCUAAUGAUUUCACCUACUCGGGUUAUUCACAAGAUAUUCUCCACCUGUGGUUCCCACCUGUCUGUGGUCUCACUGUUCUAUGGGACAAUUAUUGGUCUCUACUUAUGUCCAUCAGCUAAUAACUCUACUGUGAAGAAGAUUGCAAUGGCCAUGAUGUACACAGUGGUGACUCCCAUGCUAAAUCCCUUCAUCUAUAGCCUGAGGAACAGAGAUAUGAAAAAUGCCUUGAUUAGAGUCCUUUGCAAGAAGAAAAUCUCUUUAUAA
This is a messenger RNA of Apodemus sylvaticus (European woodmouse), 939 nucleotides long. Its product is annotated as olfactory receptor 1468-like. NCBI's taxonomy places the organism in Eukaryota, Metazoa, Chordata, Mammalia, Rodentia, Muridae. Gene Ontology annotation, cellular component: membrane. Gene Ontology annotation, biological process: G protein-coupled receptor signaling pathway. The transcript has a single exon. Gene Ontology annotation, molecular function: G protein-coupled receptor activity; olfactory receptor activity. The coding region runs from base 1 to 939 and encodes 312 amino acids. The record is from RefSeq and is a predicted model, not a curated record.